UUAACAAAAUUAUUAUUACUUUAGGUAUGGUGGUUUCAAUUUAUUGAACAUGUGUUUUAUUCUGCAACAGACUGAAGUUUCUGAUUCAUUGGUCUGGAAUCCUAUAGAUUGUGAAAUUUUAGGUCCAAUUCAUAAUUACUUAAAAGUGGCACCGUGCAUGUUCAGGCCAAAUCCUGAUCAAUUAGAUAUCCAAACGAUAAGUGAACAAGUGACCAAAUUCAAUAUAGUUAGGAAAACCAAGAAGAAUUAUGAAAAUGCACAACUACUAAGAAAAAAAUGGAAAAAAAAUAAAACCGAAAGGAAAUUAAAAAGAGAAAAUGAUAUUUUAUAUAACAUCAAAAAUAAUACGAUAAACACUAGUAAUUAUUGA
Molecule: messenger RNA, 370 nt
Organism: Acyrthosiphon pisum (pea aphid)
Lineage: Eukaryota; Metazoa; Arthropoda; Insecta; Hemiptera; Aphididae
Exons: 2
Coding region: 50-370 (106 amino acids)
Source: RefSeq, a predicted model, not a curated record